This is a messenger RNA of Theileria annulata, 177 nucleotides long. Its product is annotated as nucleolar protein (Nop10). The coding region runs from base 1 to 177 and encodes 58 amino acids. The transcript has 2 exons. Gene Ontology annotation, molecular function: telomerase RNA binding; box H/ACA snoRNA binding. The record is from RefSeq and is a predicted model, not a curated record. Gene Ontology annotation, cellular component: box H/ACA telomerase RNP complex; box H/ACA snoRNP complex. Gene Ontology annotation, biological process: rRNA pseudouridine synthesis; ribosome biogenesis; positive regulation of telomerase RNA localization to Cajal body. NCBI's taxonomy places the organism in Eukaryota, Apicomplexa, Aconoidasida, Piroplasmida, Theileriidae.
AUGUACUUGAAAUACUAUUUAGAUAAAGAAGGUAAAAGAGUAUAUACUUUAAAGAAUCUUGGUCCUAAUGGAGAACAUUGCUUAACUGCUCAUCCUGCAAGAUUUUCACCUGAAGAUAAAUAUUCUAAACAGAGAAUAGCUCUAAAGAAACGAUUUAAUCUCUUUAUGAGUCAAUAA